UACAAAAGUGGUUCUGUUGUUUCCCAGUUUCUCUCAUCAGUCACUAAGGAGAAAACACGCUGGUGUGAAAGACAGUUAACAUUCUUCAUCAUGGCAGUGAACAUCCCAGGAGUGAUUUUGAUGUUGCUCUUCUACCUGUUGGUCCUUGGGACCGGCAUCUGGGCUUCUUUCAAGUCCAAGAGGGAACAGAAGAAAAGUGGAGCCAAUGAGAUGGAGAUGACGUUACUGGGAAACCGGAGCAUCAACUGGGUGGUGGGGAUCUUCACCAUGACAGCUACAUGGGUUGGAGGAGGCUUCAUUGUGGGCACAGCUGAGAUGGUGUACACUCCGUCAAUGGGACUAACCUGGGCAGUCACGAUGUUAACUGCAUACAGCUUAUCUUUUAUUCUAUGUGGCCUGGUGUUUGCUAAACCACUAAGAGAAAUGAAGUGUGUCACAAUGAUGGACCCUUUCCACAUCAAGUAUGGACAAGUUCUGACAGCUGGACUGAGCCUGGCCUCAAUUUAUCUUGAUGUGAUGUGUGUGACUGUAAUACUGAUUUGUUUAGGUAAGUAA
Messenger RNA from Pleuronectes platessa (European plaice), 555 nucleotides. RefSeq names its product high-affinity choline transporter 1-like. The transcript is spliced from 3 exons. Lineage: Eukaryota; Metazoa; Chordata; Actinopteri; Pleuronectiformes; Pleuronectidae. Gene Ontology annotation, biological process: acetylcholine biosynthetic process; choline transport; transmembrane transport. Bases 91 to 555 code for a protein of 154 amino acids. Gene Ontology annotation, molecular function: choline:sodium symporter activity. The record is from RefSeq and is a predicted model, not a curated record. Gene Ontology annotation, cellular component: plasma membrane.